AUGGCACCCACCACUCCGGCCAACACCCGCCCCAUUGUUAUCAGUGGGCCCUCUGGCUCAGGUAAAUCCACUAUGCUGAACCGCCUCUUCAAGGAGUACCCGGGCAAGUUUGGCUUCAGCGUCUCGCACACUACGCGCUCGCCGCGCGCGGGCGAGGAGAACGGUCGCGAGUACCACUUUGUCACGAAGGAGGAAUUCUUGGACCUCGUGGAAAAGAAGGGGUUCGUGGAGCAUGCAAAGUUUGGCAGCAAUUACUAUGGGACGAGCAUCAAAGCGAUCGAGGAUAUCAUAGAAAAGGGGCAGGGCGUCAAGCAGGUCGCGAAUCACCCUACGUUUCCGCGACCGCGAUUCCUCUUCCUUUCGCCGCCAUCUAAGGAAAUCCUCGAGCAGAGAUUGCGCGGCCGAGGGACAGACAAGGAGGAGGCUAUCUUGGAGAGACUCAAGCAGGCCGAGGCGGAGAUGGACUUUGCGAAGAGCCCAGAUUCUCCUCAUGAGAAGAUCAUUGUGAACGAUGACCUGGACAAGGCGUACAAGGAGGUCAAGGAGUUCAUUGUAGGCGCGGAUUCUUAG
Messenger RNA from Didymosphaeria variabile, 570 nucleotides. It is a transcript of the gene GUK1, whose product is annotated as guanylate kinase. Bases 1 to 570 code for a protein of 189 amino acids. Lineage: Eukaryota; Fungi; Ascomycota; Dothideomycetes; Pleosporales; Didymosphaeriaceae. Gene Ontology annotation, cellular component: cytosol. Gene Ontology annotation, biological process: purine nucleotide metabolic process. The record is from RefSeq and is a predicted model, not a curated record. Gene Ontology annotation, molecular function: GMP kinase activity. The transcript has 2 exons.